AUGCGUUCGCCUAGAAAAUUGCUUAAACAGCUCUCGAUUUCAAGAGGAGAACGCCGCCGUCGAUCGAAUGACAGUAAUGUGCCGACACCGCCGGCGUCGGCGAACUCGAUCGGCUCAAACAUGCCGCCGGCGUCGCCGCGACUAAGCCCAAAUGAAUGGCAAUUCGCGUUUGAUCACGUGAUUUUCGAUCCGGAUGGUCGCGCUCAAUUCACCAAAUUCUUGCAAUCUGAAUAUUCCGAGGAGAAUAUUCUAUUCUGGUGGGCUGUUGAAGAGCUGAAGGCUGUGAGCUCGACUGACGGCCGCGCCAAAUUCGAGCAAACCGUUCAAGAGAUGUACGACACGUUCAUCGCUGCCGAAUCGCCGUUGGCUAUUAAUAUUGAUCAUGACACCAGAACUGAUAUUAUCGAAAGAGUCGAAGGCAAGGAUCCCAGCAGCUUCCCGGAGAACAUCUACGAGCGAGCUCAGGCUCAUGUCUACCGUCUCAUGGAGAAGGACUGCUUCUCACGCUUCGUGCACACCGUCGCUUACAAGGACGUCGCGAAGAAGCUGAGCCUUCCGCAGACGUUUCGAUUCAACGUGCGACUCUCGCCGGGCUCCUAA
Molecule: messenger RNA, 600 nt
Organism: Caenorhabditis bovis
Lineage: Eukaryota; Metazoa; Nematoda; Chromadorea; Rhabditida; Rhabditidae
Source: the annotation of a GenBank genome assembly